AUGAACCGGAUCUUCGGGCAAGCUAAACCGAAACAGCCCCCUCCAAAUCUGACUGAUGUGAUUUCCAAUGUAGAUAGCCGGGCCGAAUCUGUUGAUAAAAAAAUCGAUAAACUGGAUGAGGAACUUAAAAAAUAUAAACUACAAAUGCAAAAGAUGAGAGACGGUCCUGCUAAAGAGAGCGUCAAAAUGAAGGCUUUAAGAAUUUUAAAGCAAAAGAAGGUGUAUGAAAAUCAAAAGGAACAACUUUCCAACCAAAGUUUUAAUAUGGAACAGACUAAUUUUGCUAUCCAGACUGUGCGUGAUACCAAAGUUACAGUGGAUGCCAUGAAAGUCGGUGCCAAAGAAUUAAAACUGGAGAUGAAAAAAAUUAACCUAAAUAAUGUGGAAGAUCUUCAAGACGAUUUAGCUGAUCUACUCGUCUCAACUGAUGAAUUACAAAAUAUUCUCAGUCAGUCCUACGCGACACCCGAUAUAAAUGAAAAUGAUCUGGAACAAGAAUUGAUGGGUUUGUGUGAUGAGCUAGGUUCUGAUACAACGUAUUUAAAUGAAGACUUUAACGCACCUUCUGUUCCAACGGGGAUUCCUGGAGAAAGUUUACCAACUCCAGCCAUGGGUACUAUGCCGUCUGCUAACAAUAUCAAACUGGACGAAUUUGGUUUGCCUCAGAUUUCGUGAAUCACACUUACCUUGAUCGCUGGCACAACACAUAUCUUGAUUUAUUUCAGAAGUGUUUUGUUCUCCAACAUAACAUUAUCUUCACUCUUACUUCUAAUAAUAUCUUAUCUGCAAUGAUUUUUUAAUUUCUUUUGUCAGUGGACGAAUUUGUCACACAAUGUUUCAUCAUUCACUAACAUUGUAGUAUUCUAAGGUUAUCAGUAAUAGAACUUUGUCAGAGAGGGACAAGCGAGUGUCGAUAAACCUUCAUUUAGACCCAUCGUAUCCUCAUAAUAUGUUUCGUUUAUAUUCACUCAAUCCAGUUCAUCUUUCAAUAACUGAAAUGAUACAAUGCACAUUAGAUGUUUUGAAAUUUUCUCAAAGUUGAAGUAAUUCAAACUAUUUACGAAUAAUGUUGAAAUGAAAUUACUUCAAAUCAGAAUGCAAGCCUAUUUGAUUGAAUAGACCCCAUUUUAGUUAGGACUGAGGGACUACGUGAAAAUUUGUAACAUAAGGAA
Schistosoma haematobium is the source of this 1172-nucleotide messenger RNA. It is a transcript of the gene CHMP5, whose product is annotated as Charged multivesicular body protein 5. Gene Ontology annotation, cellular component: multivesicular body. Gene Ontology annotation, biological process: vesicle budding from membrane; late endosome to vacuole transport via multivesicular body sorting pathway. The coding region runs from base 1 to 675 and encodes 224 amino acids. Lineage: Eukaryota; Metazoa; Platyhelminthes; Trematoda; Strigeidida; Schistosomatidae. The transcript is spliced from 4 exons. The record is from RefSeq and is a predicted model, not a curated record.